Messenger RNA from Cylicostephanus goldi, 926 nucleotides. The record is from the annotation of a GenBank genome assembly. Lineage: Eukaryota; Metazoa; Nematoda; Chromadorea; Rhabditida; Strongylidae.
AUAAGUAUAUGGAUGUGCUGCUGCUUUCGAUGAUGUCAUCUGCUACUUAUCUUUCCAUUCAUCUCGAACACAAGCUUUCCCAUCAUUAUCGUAGCCAUUACUGUUUAGACCUGCAUCUACACCGUUCCAGAGUUCGUUCUGGUGUCAACGCCAACACUUUGACGUCGUCGGUCAGCACUUCGACAAUCAGCAGUGGCUCGACGAUAGCACCUUCACAAGCACCUUCACUAGCUGCAGCCGUUCCGCCGCCACCUCCACCAUUAUCACUGCCAUCACAAUUUCCUCCUCUUGUAUCAAUUAGGGGUAAUUCGUUACCAUUGGAUUACGACAUGCCAUCAUACGGUCACGACAACAGUCAUCAUUAUAAUAAUAAUCAGCAUAUGCGGCAUAAUGGUCGCUCAGCGACUGGUAAAAAAGCUGCGAAUCCAGACUCGUACAAAACCGUGAUGUGCCAGGCUUGGCUUGAAUCAAAAAUGUGUGCAUUCGGUGAAAAUUGCCGAUUUGCACAUGGAGAAGCAGAACUUCGACCUGUUAGAUCAGUACCGUGCCAAAUAAACAAGUACAAAACGAAACUCUGCGACAAAUAUACCACAACAGGUUUGUGCCCAUAUGGAGAUCGCUGCCUGUUCAUUCAUCCAGACCAUGGAACCAAUGCUUACAUCAGACCGGAUAAGUUGGUCGAGGUCUCGCGUCGUCAUGCAUUAGCUGACAUGCAAUUCCUAGCUUCGAUGGAAGCAGCUCGUGCCGUGACUCCACCUAACCUCGGUCAAUUACCCGGACAACUGCCCGGUCAGCUACCCGGACCACUACCCGCCCAACUACCCGGUCUACCCGGCCAACUACCCGGACAACUGCCCGGACAACCUCAUCCAGCUUUUCCGCCUAUGAUACCACCACCGCCACCAGUAUUCUCAAUGCGCAAUACA